AUGACUGAUAGAGCGCCUCCUAACUACUACAAGAUCCUCGAGAUCUCCGAAAGUUCCACUACGCAGCAGAUUCGCGAUGCUUAUAAGCGAGCAGCUCUCAAAACCCACCCGGACAGAGUUCCCUCAAACUCACCUGAGCGCCCGGCCCGAACACGCAAGUUUCAGCUCGUAAAUGACGCCUACUACACGCUGUCAGACACCACGCGGCGACGCGAGUACGACGCUCAGCGCAGACGGUUCGGUGGUGGGCGCAGCACUUACACGUACGAGGAGGCAGACGACCCAGAGGAAUCAGUGCCGCCUGAGACUGGAGGAGGAGGAACAGGAGCAGCGCAGAGCGCGUAUUCGUGGGCCUGGAACUUCUUCACGGGCGGGAACACCAACUCGCAACCUCAUGCGCGAGAGGCGCGGCAACAGGCUGAAGAUGCGCAGUUCGGAGAUGUAUUCGAGGAGAUGCUGCGCGAGGAGGGGCUCGCAGACCAGGAUACCAAUACUCCGACGUCCAAGUUCUGGAGCAUACUAGGUGCGGCUAGCGGUAGCGUGCUGGGCUUUAUAUUGGCGAACAUGCCGGGUGCGGUUGCGGGCGCAGUGGCGGGGAAUAGGUUGGGUGCUGUGAGGGAUGCGAAGGGCAAGAGUGUUUAUGCUGUUUUCCAGGACUUGCCGCAGGAUGAUCGAGCGAGGCUGCUGGCUCAGCUUGCUACGAGGGUGUUUAGCCAUGCCGUGGGGAUUUGA
Daldinia childiae is the source of this 732-nucleotide messenger RNA. Its product is annotated as putative J domain-containing protein C63.13. The record is from RefSeq and is a predicted model, not a curated record. The transcript is spliced from 3 exons. NCBI's taxonomy places the organism in Eukaryota, Fungi, Ascomycota, Sordariomycetes, Xylariales, Hypoxylaceae. Bases 1 to 732 code for a protein of 243 amino acids.